AUGGCUGCUUUAGCAAAGACGAAAUUGCUGUAUCAACAGCAAGGAAAUCUGCACCAACAUGAAGCAACAAUCACCGGCUUCGAGCCAAUCCCUGUUGAGGCCGGAAACGACAAGGCCGAUGAACAAGAAUCUCACGCGAUUUAUCUCGACGAAACCAUAUUCCAUGUCCAAGGCGGCGGACAACCCUUCGACGUUGGUAACAUCGAAUCCGCAACCGGCAGCUUCAUAGUCACUUCCGUUCGCAAUGCCGAUGGCGAGACGGUUCGACACGCCGGCCGCUUCGCCUCCGUUGACAAAUCCAAUUUCUCCGCAGGUGACAAGGUCCAAAUGUCCAUCGAUGUCGACCGACGUCUACUGAAUUCGAGGAUACACAGCGCUGGUCACAUCUUGGGCGUGGCAAUCAUGCGACUUUCUCGCGAGGGCAAACUGCCAGAGCUCGUCGAAACCAAAGCGAAACACUACCCGGGCGAUGCGUGCGUCGAGUUCAAGGGCCUCAUCGAAGGCAAGGCGAAGGACAUGAUACAGGCUGCAUCAGAUGAGCUAGUUGGUGAGGCAAGACCGCUAACGAUCUGUUUCUGGUCCAGAGUAGAGUGCGCCGAGCACAACGUGGCGUUGCCGGAGAAGAUUGAGGGAGACAUAUUUCGGGCCGUAGACAUAGAAGGCUGUGGUGCCUACGCAUGUGGUGGGACGCAUGUGACUGAUACCAAGGGUGUUGGCAAGAUCAAUGUCAGGAGCAUCAAGCGCCAGAAGGGCACUUCGAGAGUAAGCUACAGCGUGAGCUAA
Molecule: messenger RNA, 783 nt
Organism: Cyphellophora europaea CBS 101466
Lineage: Eukaryota; Fungi; Ascomycota; Eurotiomycetes; Chaetothyriales; Cyphellophoraceae
Exons: 2
Coding region: 1-783 (260 amino acids)
Biological process (GO): alanyl-tRNA aminoacylation; regulation of translational fidelity
Molecular function (GO): alanine-tRNA ligase activity; Ser-tRNA(Ala) deacylase activity; ATP binding
Source: RefSeq, a predicted model, not a curated record